Westerdykella ornata is the source of this 1230-nucleotide messenger RNA. RefSeq lists its product as uncharacterized. The coding region runs from base 1 to 1230 and encodes 409 amino acids. The record is from RefSeq and is a predicted model, not a curated record. The transcript is spliced from 4 exons. Lineage: Eukaryota; Fungi; Ascomycota; Dothideomycetes; Pleosporales; Sporormiaceae.
AUGGCCUAUUACAAUGACCCCCAAUGGCAAGUCCCCGGCCGCCAGGCUUCGUGGGAGCAGCCUCAACCUCCUUCGCGAUCGGGUAUGCAUAAGGAAUUGAGCAUGCAGGUCGGCAUGGGGAAUAACUGUAUUGCAGGCGCCAGUUCAACUGUGAACAACAGGGACGAGCCCAUGGCUUUUGUAUCCCAGUUUGAAGAGAUCGACCGCGCAUACGAGAACAUGGCCAAGAGCGGAAAGGGUUUUGGUUACCCCAUGAUGGGUCCUCGCCGUGAGUCCAUGCCCAUGAUGGGUCUACGUCCUUACCUCGAGUAUGAUCCUCGCAUGGGUCCCCAGCGCCACCACUCUCUGACCGAUUACGACGGCAUGCGCUCCCACUCGGCCUCCAACGUCCAGGGCUACUAUCAGAACCAGCGAUAUAUGCCGCGACCCAAUGACGCCGACCAAAUGGCUCAGGCGAAGCGUCGAAUGGCUGCCCAGCGUGAGCGUGAGCUGCGCAACUACCACCAGGAGCAACAGUAUCACAGAAAUAUUUCUGGUUCCAAGUCCGACCGCUCCAUGAGUCCGAACACGAUGAGUGAAGAGGAACGUCGAGAGCUCAUUGCUCGCCAGCAUCGUGCUCUCUAUGGCGAUCAGUCGGCUCUGUACAGUAGCAACAAUCCCACCUCGAGCCAGGACGUUCGAGUCAACGCCUCUGGCGCCGGUCGUGGUUCCUCCCCUCUGGCCUUUGAUCCUUUCGGUAUGCAAGCUCAGAAUGCCUCCAAGGAAAGUGCGGUCCAGAUGCCUGCAAGGGACAAGGAUGUCACCGGAGGCGCUCAGGAUAUGCGCGGCAACAGCAAUCCCUCCCCCUCCGCCACCCAGAACCCUAGCUUCAGCCUGUUUGACAACUCUCAGCAGGCUAGCCGCACCUCCAACUCGUCUCCUGGCGGCUCCCCUCCUCUCCAAGGCAACAAGGGUCCCAAUUCCGGCGUCGCCCCCAUCGGCACCCGCCCUACGGCCAACCAAGGCCAGCCGGCCGGUGCGCCUCUGAGCAAGCGUGCGACUACCCCGCUCCCCUCUCCGCUUAGCUAUUCCUAUAAUGCCAGCGACCAGAACAACAACGUCCCCAACUCGACCUCUGGCUCGCUGAACCCUUCGUCCACCGUCACGGACAAGGGCCCCAUCUGGGGCAACAAAUCUGGUGUCUGGGGAAACACUCCUUCUCAGGGCGUGCAGGCCUCCGUUUGGGGUUAG